GUGUGUGUGUGUGUAAAAUGCCAAGUGUUGGCCCGUCACCGCGCGCGUGUCAAGCCGGGCCGCACGUUUGGAAGGACGCCCGACCGCAGCCUUUCUCAUCUGCAAGUUCACCCCGAUGAAUUGUGACAAAGGGCUGUCAGCACCCGAAUAAGAAAUCGAUGCUCGAGGAAGCGACGCGCGGCUCUCCUGGAAUUCUAACGAUCCCUGUGUGUUUUUUUUUUUUCCCCUCGCGUCUUUAUAACCGUGCGAAGUGGCUCUCCUGGACUCCUGCUUGCCUCUGCAACUCGAGGGGGCUGAUAGUGACAGAUUAGCGCUGUUGAGUGUCCAUGCAAGACUCGGAGAGUGUGAGAGAGGAGAGGAAACAUGUCUGGCCACUUCUCUGAGAGGAUCCCUGCUAUCAGAGAUGGCAUUUUUGCCCGGCACGGCGUUGCUCGCUUCUAAAGUGCCACGCAAAAUCCUGUUCAUGUUCACGCUGUCGCUGUCCGUCACGUACCUGUUCUACAGUUUGAUGAGCUGCUACGACUCGCUGCGCUUCCCCGUGCUGGAGAACUACGCGUAUCAGGCGCCGGAGGUCACAACUUUGGCCACGCUGAGGGAGAAACUUUAUUCCAGCCCUUCACGCGCGCACCUCGAUCAGGAACUCGCAGCAACGACCGUCACGGCUAAUCUGUUCACGGAGAAAUACGACGUCGAGGAGAUCACGGCGGGAUGGGAGCGAGCUCGGGCGGAGACGGCUGUUAGUAAGAUCGCCGCGCUGAACGUGGAUCAUCCGGAGACCAGCACCAUGGACGAAGGGCUGGGGAAAGCCGUGAACUGCACGUCGGAUUACGGGGAGAAGAAAUUACCCCAAGCUAUUAUAAUAGGGGUAAAGAAAGGGGGCACCAGGGCUCUGCUCGAGGCGCUCCGAGUUCACCCGGACGUGCGCGCGGUCGGGAACGAGCCGCACUUCUUCGACAGGAACUAUGAAAAAGGACUGGACUGGUACAGGGACUUAAUGCCAUCGACACUGGAGGGCCAAAUCACCAUGGAGAAGACGCCCAGCUAUUUUGUGACGAACAGUGCUCCGAAGCGCAUCCAUACCAUGGCGAAGGACAUCAAACUGAUCAUAGUGGUGCGCAACCCAGUGACACGAGCCAUUUCUGACUACACACAGACACUGUCCAAACGGCCCGAGAUUCCCACCUUCGAGGUCCUCGCUUUCAAGAACCGGACGCUGGGCCUAAUUGACGCCUCGUGGAGUGCGCUGCGUAUCGGAAUCUACGCGCUGCAUCUAGAAAACUGGCUCCAGUACUUUCCCCUGUCGCAGAUGCACUUUGUGAGCGGCGAGCGUCUCAUCACGGAUCCGGCAGGUGAAAUGACCAAGGUGCAGGACUUCCUGGGUCUCAAGCGCAUCGUCACUGAUAAGCACUUCUACUUUAACAAGACCAAAGGCUUCCCCUGCUUGAAGAAGCCUGAGGACAGCAGCACCCCGCGGUGCCUUGGCAAGUCCAAGGGCAGGACACACCCCAAAAUAGAGCCGGAUGUCAUCCGCAGACUGCACAAGUUCUACAAGCCCUUUAAUAACAUGUUCUACCAAAUGACAGGGCAGAAUUUCCAGUGGGAGAUGGAGGAUGGAGGUGACUCGCCCGGCCCACGGGACUGA
Tachysurus vachellii is the source of this 1642-nucleotide messenger RNA. It is a transcript of the gene hs3st4, whose product is annotated as heparan sulfate (glucosamine) 3-O-sulfotransferase 4. NCBI's taxonomy places the organism in Eukaryota, Metazoa, Chordata, Actinopteri, Siluriformes, Bagridae. Gene Ontology annotation, molecular function: [heparan sulfate]-glucosamine 3-sulfotransferase activity. The record is from RefSeq and is a predicted model, not a curated record. The coding region runs from base 404 to 1642 and encodes 412 amino acids. The transcript has 2 exons.